AUGGCGCCCUCGUCGGUUCCCCCCAACCCGACGGCGCACAAUGUCGCCCAGCUGCUGCCGCGCUUCACGGAUGAUGACCCCGAUUUCCGCUUCAUGGCCCUGAGUGACCUGCACGACAUCCUCGUCGUCGCUCACUCGGGCCUCCUCCUCCACGACGAUGUUGUUGCGGCGCGCACAGUCGAUGGUCUGCUCACCACACUCGUCGAUACCAACGGCGAGGUGCAGAACCAAGCCGUCAAGUGCCUUGGGCCGUUUGUGAACAAGAUCAGCGAUAAGACGCUGCCUGUCAUGAUCGACAAGCUCUCUACGCUCCCCACAGGCAAUACAGUCGAUCAGUCAAUACCUGCCCUCGCCCUCCGCGAAGUCGUCGUCUCCCUCCCGCGUCCUGUCGCCGGUGCUGCGCGUACAAAAUCUGUCACCGACGCCUAUAGCGCCAUUAGCAGAGUAUUGAUUCCGCGCCUGAUCGGAUACAAUGUCAUCCCUCCAGCACAACAUGGCCUCAGCCAGCCCCCCAAGGGCAUGCUGCAGGACGAUUUGGACAAGGGUACAGAUAGCAACGCCAUCGACGUGCUGACCGAGGUCGCACGGUGCUUUGGAUCUAUGCUACAGGACGUCGAGAUCCAGGCGUUGCAGCAAAUCACAUUCGCAAUCCUUGAAAACAACCGCGCGAGCUCCAUGAUGAAGAAGAAGUCGGUCACGGCCAUCUCUACACUGGCUGGAUACUUUUCCGAUCAGCUGCUGAGCAGUUUUCUCUCAAAGAUGAUCGAACUCCUGCGGGAUGUCCAUCUCACCCGCAGCAAGCGAAAGCUCUACAUCACGAUUCUAGGGUCCAUGGCUCGGUCGAUUCCCCGCAAGUUUGGCCCUUACCUCAAGACCUUGGCCCCUUUUGUCAUGAGCGCAUUGAGCACAGAGGAGCAAGACGAAGAAAUGGACGUAUCGGAUGACGAGGCAGAGCGUGAUCCUGAGGUUGACGAAGUGCUCGAGGCCGCUCUCAUUGCACUGGACAGUUUCCUCGCCUCUUGCUCUCAGGACAUGCGCUUGUACACAAAGGAGACUAUCGAUGCCGCGACGCGUUACCUCAAGUACGAUCCUAACCUCGCAGAAGAUGAUGAUGAAGAUGCCGACGACGAUAUGCCAAGCGACGAGGAGGACGCGCUCGAAGGCGAGGAUUUCGAAGAAGAAGCAGGCUAUGAUGAUGACGAGGAUGCAAGCUGGAAAGUGCGUAGAUGUGCAGCCAAGGUUCUGUACACGUUGAUCUCAACGCGGAGCAAUGGCGAUCUGCUGGAAGACGGCACUCUUUACAAUAGCGUCGCACCAGCACUCAUCUCGCGAUUCAAGGAGCGAGAAGAAAACGUCCGCUUGGAGAUUCUGUCGACGUUGUCCAACCUGAUCAAGAAGUCAGGCGAUGGUCCCUCCCCUGUCAAGUUUUCAGAUGAGACACAGCAAAGCAGUAUGAUGCCACCGCCGCCAAGUAAAAAGCGACGCCGCGGUGGGAGCGAUGCGAGUAUGUUCGAUCUUCAGGCCGGCUCUUCUGUGUCCAUGGGCUACGCUUCACCUGCACGAGCGGGCACGCCUCCUGUAGGCCCGCGUGCUAGCUUGGCCAAGCUCAGUCCCGAAAUUGUCAAGGGCAUCGCACAGCUACUUAAGCAAACCUCAUGUCCACCCACUACUAAACAAGCAUCAAUAUCCCUGAUCAAGGACAUUGUAAUUACCCAGCGGGGUGGUCUUGACGGCUAUCUCAGCCAGCUCAUCACCCCAGUUAUAGAAGCUGCAAGAAUCGCUGGGGGACUAACAAGCAGCGCUUCUGCCACAGCCAACAGCUUGCGCACCCAGGCUCUACAGCUGAUAGGCGCCAUCGCCGAUACCCACUCUUCCAAAUCCAUACAGCCGUAUCUCGGGCCUAUCAUCGAUGCGCUUCUUCGGGGAAUCAAGCACAGGUACAGUAAGUUGUCUAUCGAGGCUCUUGCUGCGACUGAACAGGUUGUCAAGGCCCUGACACCACCUCGAUCCGCCGCGUCAGGAAGUGAGAAUCAGCAACAUGUCGAGUCACUCUAUGAUGCACUAGUAGUGCGGAUAGCCGCGAACGAUGCCGAUGUAGAAGUACGACGAAGUGCCAUCCAUGUCCUUGGCGUGUUGCUCGGCAGGAGCUCUGGUUCACAAGGUCUUCUUUCCUCAACCAAGCGAACAGCUGGGCUUCAGCUUCUGGAAGACCGUCUCAAGAAUGAGCUUACCCGUCUUGCCUCAGUGCGUGCUAUCGACUCAAUUGCCGCGCAUACCAAGGCAAAGGAUGAGCUGUCUGCUAAGUGGGUUCGCGAUGUGGCACUGGAGCUUGGUGCACAACUGCGCAAGGCCAGUCGUGCAUUACGUGGUGCCAGCUUAAGCGCUCUUCGAACUCUCGCACUGAACCCGCAGUCCCGCAUCCAUCUCGAUAGUGAGACCAAGGCACAAGUUGUAGAGAUGUUGUUACCACUGCUCAAUGUCAGCGAUCUCCACCUCCUAGGUCCGGCACUCGUCAUCCUUGCCACCUUUGUCAAGGACGAUGCGCAAGCUAUCAUGACGCCGAAUCUUAACGCUGCGUUGUGUCAAGUUGCUCAAGGUUCGAUUAGUGGUACUCCCCUGGACGCGCUGCUGAACCUCGUUCGCACAAUCGGUGAGCAGCAUGCUGGACAAGCAUUGAUGCAGGCUCUUCUACAACGAGUUGGCGUAUCUGGACAUGCAGAGGUUGUGGGCAAAGUCAUUGGUAACCUUCUUGUCUAUGGCGGUGAUAGUGUCGGCGUCAAGCUCGAGCAGUUCAUCACCGAGCUCGAGACGGCACAGGACGACAAGCGCCAAUGCCUCGCAUUAGUCGUACUUGGAGAGUCCGCAUUACGAUUAGGGCCGCAGUCAAGUCUUGAUCCCAAGCUAUUCAUCAAGUACUUUACUGUACGGUCGGAAAAUGUGCCACUUGCAGCUGCUGUGGCACUUGGACGAGCCGGUGCUGGAAGUGUUAGCAAGUAUCUUCCGGUCAUUCUAUCCACUAUGGGUCAGCCAUCUGCUCCACAAUACCUCUUCCUACACUCGAUUAAGGAGAUACUUCAACACGAUGACACCGAAUCGGAGAUUAUACCGUACGCAUCGACACUGUGGCAAAAUCUUGUUGUUGCAUCCCAGCUCGAGGACAACAAGGCAAUAGGCGCAGAGUGCAUCGGUAGACUUACCAUUAUCGACCCAAAGACGUACCUUCCACAGCUCCAGGCAUUCUUAAGCGACCGCAAGGGAAGCGUACGCGCCAUGGUCAUCUCUGCUAUAAGAUAUACCUUUACAGAUACCGACGAAGCAUACGACGAGUAUCUCAAGCCCAUUGUGGUUCCUAUGCUCGUCCAGAUGCUCAACGAACCUGAUCUUGAGAACCGACGUCUCGCUCUGAUGACAUUCAACUCGGCCAUGCACAACAAGCCCGACAUCAUUCUACCAGCGCUUGACCAACUGCUCCCGUUGGCCAUGAAGGAAACCGUUGUCAAGCCGGAGCUUAUUCGGGAGGUCCAGAUGGGUCCUUUCAAACACAAGGUUGAUGAUGGUCUGGAGAUCCGCAAGAGUGCGUAUGAAACUCUAUACGCUCUUCUUGAGAAGGCGUUUGUCCGACUGUCAGCCAUUGAGGUAUCCGACUUCUUUGAUCGGGUGGUUGCUGGUAUCAGUGAUGAGCACGAUAUCCGUAUCCUCUGCAACCUCAUGCUCACCAAACUCAUGGUGAUCGCACCAGAGCAGGUACAUGCACGCCUAGAGGCUCUCGCCCAUAACUUCCGCUCAGUACUCGCCGUCAAGCCCAAAGAAAACGCGGUCAAGCAAGAGAUCGAGAAGAUUCACGAGGGCGCUAAGGGUGUACUCAAGAUUUCCGCGCAGCUUAACAAGCAAAUGGGCACAGAGGUUGGACUGAUUACGGGGGAUGAUCCACAGUCUCGUGCUUGGGCGCAUUACUGGGAUCAGAUCCAGAAGGAGCACCAAACUGGCCUCAAGGCUGUUCUAGAGGAACUCAAGGAACGUGAUCGUUAG
Molecule: messenger RNA, 4029 nt
Organism: Pyrenophora tritici-repentis Pt-1C-BFP
Lineage: Eukaryota; Fungi; Ascomycota; Dothideomycetes; Pleosporales; Pleosporaceae
Product: cullin binding protein CanA
Biological process (GO): SCF complex assembly; protein ubiquitination
Cellular component (GO): nucleus
Source: RefSeq, a predicted model, not a curated record